AUGGAUUUUAUUGGUCCCUGUUCGUUCAUUCCCUCGAAAGAGACAUUUUGCUUUCUGGAACUCAACUUGCUUCUCGCUGCACGAACAAUUAACCCACUCUGUUCAUUGGAUUUUUUCAAUUCGAUCAUAUAUUCUAAGGAAUACGUUAUUUUUCAAACGCCCGGUAUGCAGGUGUUAACAUUGCAUCUAGAACACUCGCAUUUAAUUCACGAUGAAUCGUACGUAAAAUCAUGCGAUCUAACAUCAUUCUUGAAGAUAUGUCAUCAAAAUGACCCAUUCUUCAACGACUGUAUAAUGGAAAGUGUCGUUUCGUUGAAACCGUAUUUAAAAAAUGGAAUACCAGGCCUUGGGAUUCCAGCGUGUGAACCAUUUCGAUUGGAGGAGAUCGAAAUUGAUCAAGCUUCCGGUCCAAUUCAUAUUUGCGCGAGGUAUAACAACGUGUCCAUAUAUGGUGGAACUAACUUCGCGCCUAAAAGCAUUAGGUUCGACUUGGAGAAAAAUGUAAUACAUCUGAAUCUCUACAUUCCACGACUAGAAAUGAUAGCGAAUUACAUCAUGAACGGUAGAAUCUUGAUGUUACCGAUCACAGGAAACGGCGUUGCUCGUGGAAACUUCACAGACAUCGACAUUAUCAUGGCUUUACAAUUGACACGUUAUUGCGACGAGAGAACAGGAUUGAUUCAUCAAAUGGUGGAGGACAUUUACGUCGAUUUCGAUAUUGGAUACGCCACUGUGUAUUUGGAUAAUUUGUUCGACGGCGAUGAGACACUCUCAGCGGCUAUGAAUCUUUUUCUGAACGACAACUGGAACAUGGUGAUAGCAGAAAUCAGGCCAAAAUUGGAGGAAACUAUCGCCAAAUUGAUCAUGGACUUCACGAACGUGAUUUUCUCGACGUUCCCGGAGAACGUGCUACUGCCAUCUUGAAGUAAAAUAUUUUAUAUUAUAUUUUGUAUAUUUCAUUUUAUGGUGUAAAAAUUUGCGGCGUUGAAUCAUUUUGUAAGUUUUUGUAGAGUAAAUAAGUAAUAAUUUAAAUACAUCUAUUGAUUGUUGAAAAAUGAAGAAAGAAGGUCGAGAGAUUAUUUUUUUUGUUUAAAUAAUAGCUUUCUGACUAGUGAUUCAGUCAUUGAUUGUCGAAGAGGUUUACAAUUUAGAUUAUUAAAUCGCAUUAUUGACUUUGAAAAAUUCCUGUUGGAAAAUGUUUUUGGUUCUAUUUAGAUUUCUCGAGAAAUGUUUUAUUUCUACACAGUUCUUGGUAUUUCUUUUUUAAAAUUAUAGAGGGGUAUUUUAAACAAUUUUUUUCUUUGAUUAUUAGCUGAUUAUUAGAUUGAAUAGAAGAAAAAAUUCAAUCUACAAUUUUAGAAUUAUCGUAUUGUCUAUAUGGUUACAUGCUCGGGGGGGCCCUGCAGCCCCCUUACCAUUUUCGUGUCACAUUCUACUAUACCGAUUUACAACAGGUUUUGCAUGGCAGCGCUACUAGUAGUAGGAAUUCAAAUCAAUGAAUAAAAUUUUAUUCAUUAUUUUUGAUCUCCAUUGAUCCGUCAAUAAUCAGUCGAAUAAAAUUUUGCUCAUUAUUGGCAAAAAAUUCAUUAUCUUGAAUUUGCGUAUAUACAUACGCCUAAAGAAAUUAAAUAAUUUCAAUAAAAUUUCUCAAUCUUUUAUUCGUUUAAACAUUAUCCAAUAUUUCUAAUAAUUUAUUUAUGACAAUGAAAUCAUUAAUUCAUUUCUAUAACAUUUCUAAAUGCCCCGUUAUUUGAAACUUUUAUAGGAAUCAUUUAGAAGAAUUGUUAUUAUAUAAUUAAUAUAAUUAUUUAUAAGAAUUAUUAAUAACGUUUCCAUGAUAGUGUUAUACAAUAUUUAAUAACUUUAAUGGUUAAAUGAUUCGUUAAAUUCUUCAAUAUUUUCAAAAUUAACAGUUUAAUUUAAUAGUUUAAUAAUUGAUUUAUCAUAACUACGUAAUAAACUCGAUUCUUUAAUAUUGUUUAAUAAUUUUAAUUUUUAAUUUUAAACAAUAACUUUUAGUAAUUCAUAUAUAACAAUUAUAAUAUGCAACAGCAUAGCCAUAAGUCGAAAACUAAUAGAAUGGAUAAAUGUACAUUGAUUUCUAAAAUUGUAGAUUUCUUUUGUGAAUCCAAUAUAUAAUGCUUUUAUAAAGUAUUAUUAUUAAAUAUCACAGAUUAUUAUUUUAUAAAGUAUUAUUAUUAAAUAUUACAGAACGUCGACAAUGUUUAA
Messenger RNA from Heterotrigona itama, 2229 nucleotides. NCBI's taxonomy places the organism in Eukaryota, Metazoa, Arthropoda, Insecta, Hymenoptera, Apidae. The record is from the annotation of a GenBank genome assembly.